Laccaria bicolor S238N-H82 is the source of this 1956-nucleotide messenger RNA. RefSeq lists its product as uncharacterized. The transcript has 9 exons. The record is from RefSeq and is a predicted model, not a curated record. Lineage: Eukaryota; Fungi; Basidiomycota; Agaricomycetes; Agaricales; Hydnangiaceae. Gene Ontology annotation, molecular function: nucleic acid binding. The coding region runs from base 1 to 1956 and encodes 651 amino acids.
AUGGAGGAGCCCGAAAACACAGAUACCAUGAACUUGCAAGCUCCAAACCAGCCUCUCAAUGACAACACUACAGAAAUUCAUCGAGGGCCUGGAAGACCUCGGAAACAGGCUGUGAGGUCAAUAACACAGGUUCAGACAGUGGAUGGCCCUGUGCAUAUGGAACCUGGGAUAAAUAUGCAUCAGCCACUUGCUCCUAUUUUUCUUCCUCAAGCAGUUGCAGCAGUCCCAGAUCAGGUGCCAGUUUCUCUUCCAUCAGACCAAAACCCAAUAUCAGAGCCAACAUAUCAUGAAGAAGUUGAGACUUUUGUUCUUCCUGCACAUGAUCCUUUACAGCAAUUGGAUGACUCACCAGGUGAGGAUGAUUUGGACAGUUUUCUUGGACUAGGCAACAGCAAUGGGAUUAAUGGUGAUGCUGCAAGUGCUGAGGGAGACUUUACUGAGGAUGAUGGUGAAACUUCUGGGCAACUGCCAUCACUGGUCUUGGAUGCAUUCUGGAAAAAAAUUGAGUAUCUCAAGGGUUUGACAGAAGGUCAAGGGCGAUCAGCCAAACACUUGGUUUAUGAGAAGCUUCAUUAUUCAUACAUCUGGUACAAGUACUAUUGCUUGUUCUGGGAUAUUGGUUUGCCAUGGUUAUUAUGCAAUCAGUGCAAGCCUGUCCACGCUUUCUCAAGCUGCAAUCCUUUAGUCAUAGCCAAGCUACCUAGGCCUCUUGCUGCACAAUUCCCUGCCUACCUUAGUAAACGAAGUGGUCUCUCAAAGCAGGUUUUUGCUAUCAUGUGUUGCUGCUUUCAAAAUAGCUUGGGAGCCAAACAAUUUGCAGAUAGCCUAAAUGUUCUUCACCACCGAUUUCAUGAUAUGCUGGAAGUUCAGUAUUUGCAAACUGUUCUUGAACGUGAGAGUGGAUUAUACAAGCCUUUUCUUUCCUUUGAGUCCAGUCCAAGUGCUGCACCCUCUGGCCAAUACUGUCGGGAUAUUUAUGAUAAAGAAAUUGAAGCUCACGAAAAGGAGUUUGAUCAACAUACUGCUCAAUUAUCAUCUUGUGGUAUGGGUAUUGACCAUUCACACAAGAUUACCAAACAAAUUGCAAAGAUCCAGGCAAUCCUUAGCUUCAUUGACACCUUUUCACAUCUUGAUGGGGACAAACUGGUUGUUGGCCUAGAUACUGAAUGGGAUGUUGAUCUAUCAGCACAAAGACAAGGUGUACCUGAUCGUCAAAAAACUGCAAUCAUGCAGAUUGCUUAUGGUAAUGAAGUAUGGAUAUUUCAGUUGAGUGAACAUAUUGCUAAUGGAUCAUUUCCUGCUCAAUUGUCAACAUUUUUGGCAAAUUCUCAAAUUCUCAAAGUUGGAAGAAAUGUUUCAUUGGACUUGAAAAAUCUGCAAGAAGAUAGUGAAUCCUCUACUCCAUUUGUUGGAGAUGAACAAAUCCAAUAUGCUGCACUUGAUGCUUGGGCUUCUCUUAAAAUUUAUGAGAAGCUAACUAGUCUGCGGAUCCCAGUUCCUGUAAAGUUUGCAAAUGCACUUCCUGCAGGAGAUCAGAUUUUUGUUUUUCAUGAAGAUCGCACUACUAUUAUUGCUCGUGGAAUUAUCUCACCUGCUCAAUUCAAUAGCUUUGAAGGGAUUAAUAUUACGAAAACACAAGUACUCAUUCAGGUUGAAGAGAUCUAUGUUCCUGGUGCUAAAAUACAUUUGCACCACGAGCAACCUCUUUCGUUAUUUGGUCAAACACCAUUUAAUAUGGUCUGCAGAAGAAGCCAAGUCAAGACAUUUGUCCCAGAAUUCAUCCCUGCUCAACAUGGCAAUACCAUACCAAUUCCCAAUGCCUCUGAUUCUUCUAGUAAUGUGUCAGACAUUGAUCCUUUAGCAGAACUGGAAAUGGACUCCAAUUUUGUAUUUCAGACAGACAAUCCAGAUUUUGUAGAAGCAAAUAAAACUCAGACGUCAGUCACCGUAAAGUGA